ACAGUCGUCGCUGAUUUAGCCAACAGUUCGGACGCGGUGCGUGAAAAGUCAAAAGAAAAUUCGUAUGUGGCUGGCAGAUGUUGAGUGUAAAACAUAAAUAGAUAUAUACACAUAAUUACAUUUAACGACCUAAAUAGAAAUUUUAAAAUAAACGACGAAAGUGAAAAGCAAAACAAAAAACUGAAACAACUCACUUCAAUUACACUCAACUAAAAUUCAAAACACUCAAUUGGUUAAUAAAAAUACAAACAAACAUCAACCACCAACGAAAAUGAGUCAAUCAUGCCUACCAGUCAAUGCCAAAAUGUCGAAGGCAAAGAAAGUGUUGGAUGAAGCGCGUGAAACGCAAAAUCGUGAACUCGAUUUGGUGGACAAGGGCAUUAGUUCCUUUGAGGAGUUACCGGGAUUGUUCAACAUGUCCUACAUAACAAGACUCACGCUGAGCCACAACAAGAUCACCAUGAUCAGUCCGGGCAUUGCCAAUCUGCUCAACUUGGAAAUAUUGAAUUUAUCCAAUAACGGUUUACGUGAGCUGCCCGUUUCACUAUCGUCAAUGCCAAAAUUGCGUAUACUCAAUGUCUCACUGAAUCGACUGGACAGUCUACCGCGCGGCUUUGGCGCAUUCCCUGUGUUGGAGGUGUUGGAUCUCUCCUACAACAAUUUGAAUGAAAAUGUUUUGCCUGGAAAUUUCUUCAUGAUCGAAACACUGCGUGCCCUCUACUUGGGUGACAACGAUUUCGAGCAUAUACCCAAGGAGUUGGGUAAUUUGAAGAAUUUGCAAAUACUUGGCUUGCGUGACAACGAUCUGCUCGAUUUGCCACGUGAAAUUGGCGAUUUGACGCGCCUACGUGAAUUGCAUAUACAAAACAAUCGCCUGCAAGUGCUGCCGCCCGAGGUGGGCUACCUCGAUUUGCUGGGCAGCAAGUCGGUGAUGAAGAUGGAGGAGAAUCCAUGGGUGGUGCCCAUACAGGAGCAGUAUUUGUUGGGCAUAAGUCAUGUCAUCGAGUAUAUCAAAACGGAAACGUACAAAAUUCUCUACAAUCGGCUUAUAAAAAGCGAUCGUGGACCGCCACCACCAAAGGCUGAUAAGAGCAAGAAAGCCUCGCGUGUGCGCGCCUAAGCUGAAGCUCAAGCCAAAUGCCGUUGUCAUGAGUCAAGUUCGAGUUCGUCAGACCACAGAACGUAGUGCCUUUAUGUGGAAAAUGGAAUGAUUUAAAUAAAUGUUUUUCGAUUGUAUUAACAAUAUAUGUUUUGUAAUAAUAUAUAUAUGCAUACAUACGUAUAUGCUUUUGUACUAAUAUUUUUAAGUAAAUGUUAAAUUAUUU
This is a messenger RNA of Ceratitis capitata (Mediterranean fruit fly), 1325 nucleotides long. It is a transcript of the gene ics, whose product is annotated as ras suppressor protein 1. The record is from RefSeq and is a predicted model, not a curated record. Lineage: Eukaryota; Metazoa; Arthropoda; Insecta; Diptera; Tephritidae. The coding region runs from base 272 to 1120 and encodes 282 amino acids. The transcript is spliced from 4 exons. Gene Ontology annotation, molecular function: protein binding.